Messenger RNA from Pygocentrus nattereri (red-bellied piranha), 1103 nucleotides. Its product is annotated as H-2 class II histocompatibility antigen, E-S beta chain-like. Gene Ontology annotation, cellular component: MHC class II protein complex; membrane. Gene Ontology annotation, biological process: positive regulation of T cell activation; peptide antigen assembly with MHC class II protein complex; immune response. Gene Ontology annotation, molecular function: MHC class II protein complex binding. The coding region runs from base 6 to 764 and encodes 252 amino acids. NCBI's taxonomy places the organism in Eukaryota, Metazoa, Chordata, Actinopteri, Characiformes, Serrasalmidae. The transcript has 6 exons. The record is from RefSeq and is a predicted model, not a curated record.
GAAAAAUGUUGCUGAACCUCCUGCUGCUGCUCCUGCUGACUCUGUCUAUAAAAACAGACGGAUAUUACUUUUCCAUGGUACAUGAAUGCACCUGCAGCUCAGAAGAUCUGAACGACAUAGAAUACAUCUAUAAGGUUUAUUUUAAUAAGGAACUAUCGGUGCAGUUCAGCAGCUCUGUGGGGAAGUUUAUAGGCUUCAAUGAGCUCGGAGUGGCGGAUGCGGAGCGCCGGAACAGCGGCAAUUCACUGCAGUUUCACAGAACUCUGCUGGACGAAGUCUGCAAACCCGGCCUAAAUAUAAUGUACUCUCAUUUCCUCAAUAAGAAAGUGCGUCCCAAGAUUCGGCUCAGGUUUCAACAGGAGGCCAGUGGUGGUCCUCCUGCCAUGAUGAUGUGCAGCGCAUUCAACUUCUACCCCCCAGCCAUAGAUGUGUACUGGCUGAGAGACGGUCAAAAGGUGACCACUAAUAUGAUUUCCACUGAGGAGAUGGCUGACGGAGACUGGUACUACCAGGUCCACUCCCACCUGGAGUACACGCCCACAUCUGGAGAGAAGAUCUCCUGUGUGGUGGAGCACGCCAGCUCCAAGAAGCCCAUCAUCAUUGACUGGGAAGUUUCCACUCUUUCUGAGUUUGAGUGGAACAAGAUUGCUCUUGGAACUUCAGGGCUAGUGUUGGGGCUCAUCUUCUCAUCUGCUGGUUUCAUCUACUACAUCUACAAGAAGAAAUUUCCAGGAAAGAUCCCAGUGCCAAGGUGUGUGUGUUGAUGUAAAGGACUGGUCUUCAACCUCAGGUGGUGAAGCAGUGAAGACUUUCACAGCUUUAAUUCUCUGUACUUUAUUCACUCUAUUCAAUGAAUAGCCGUUUUACUUGGAUUUCUGUAUGUAAACUUGUACUGUGUCUGCUGUUACAUUAAGCUUUUAAUGCUCUUAACAACAGAACAUUGAACAAACACAGAAAGUAAAUUAGUGUCAAAUUGUUGUAAUGUUGUAGUGUUGAAGGUGACCUUACUGUCUUUACUGUCUAUUACAGUACAUUGUGUCGGUAUCAUCAUCAGUAAAUUAAGCCAUUAUAUAUUGGGCUCAUCUUUUUGUUGAUACUUUUAG